Molecule: messenger RNA, 177 nt
Organism: Fusarium pseudograminearum CS3096
Lineage: Eukaryota; Fungi; Ascomycota; Sordariomycetes; Hypocreales; Nectriaceae
Exons: 2
Coding region: 1-177 (58 amino acids)
Source: RefSeq, a predicted model, not a curated record
AUGUAUCGUUUCAUGGACAAUCCCAAGGUGUCAGAAAGCCAGGUCGCUGGAAUGCGGACUUUUGCAUCGCUUAUUAUUGCACCCUUUAGCUCAGGUCAACUGUUAACCAUCCUGGGCAAUGCGCUUAUCAUCUCCGACAAUGAAGCUUCUCCAACUACCGUUAGCAGCAGCGUAUAA